AAGUGUUUGAUUCAGCGACGCGUCAAUUCCAACGUGAAACAGAACUGAUACGGUACGAUACCAGUAUACUGGUAUAUAUAUUAAGUUGGUGGGCCAAAUGACAUACCGUAUUGGUGGGCCGCAAUGAGUUUCCUGAUGUGGCCCGCGUCACUGAAAGGUUGGACAUGCCUGCCGUAGUGAAUAGUAGUAGCGGUAAUGAGUUAAAAUAUCAUGGUCCUCCCAGCGUGAGUGCUGGUCACAGAGUAUUAUUUCCAAUUUGGAGUUACCGGUACCGGUACCGUACUGGGUAACGGUACCGUACAUCAUGUGGCACUAAUGUCACGCCACACUUUACCUGUUCAUGUCAACGUAAAUUUCACGUUUCUUUACUGAUGAAAAUGGCGGAGACGAAAGUUGCUCAAGAGCUCGUUCAGUUCUUACGGAUUUCUGCGAAACCGGAGCUAAAGAUAGCAGCGCUGGAGAAUGUUGUUGGGCUCACAAAUAAUGCGACUGGAAUUUCUUUCAUUUUGAAGUAUAAAGAUGUUUUAGAGGCUCUGCUUUCAUUACUGAAAGACAAAGUUCGAGAAGUUGCAGACAACGCUUACAAGGCGGUGAUAAAUUUAUCUGCAGAUGACAGUGCAUUGAAGUGUAUCAUUGAUGAUUAUGACAUCAUAACAGAUCUUAUAAAAACAAUAUGUUAUCCAGAAUCAUUCAAUGCUGACGGAGCUUGCAAAAUUUUAAAUAAUUUAACAAGGACGGAAAAAGGAGCAUUGGAAUUUUUGAAAAAAUGUGAAAAGAAAAUAGAAAAUGAUAAAAAUGACAAUUUUUCUGAUUCAAAAUUAAAAGAACUUAUAGAUAUUUUCUGUAAAACUAAAUUUAAUGAAAAUGGGUCUACGUUGGAUCAUAUCGGAACAAUUUUAACGAAUGUCACGCAGACAGAAAAAGGCAGGAAACUCUUACUGGACCAUGAAUCUCCUUUGAUUGGACAAUUACUUCCAUUUCUCAAUCCUGAUUCGUCCCCCUUACUGAGGAGGCGGGGCAUUUCUAUGACCAUCAAAAAUUGCUGUUUUGAUCAUGAACAUCAUGAAUGGCUUCUCGGAGAAGAAGUUGGAAUACUGGAACAUUUACUGUUACCAUUAGCUGGGGGUGAAGAGUUUUCUGAGGACGAAAAUGAGUCACUCCCCCUCGAUUUACAAUAUUUACCUGAAGAUAAAAAGAGAGAACCCGAUUCCAGUAUAAGGAUAAUACUUCUGGAAAGCUUAUUACUUCUCUGUGCAGACAAGCCAGGCAGAAUGAUCCUAAAAAACUCCGGGACUUAUUAUAUUAUCAGAGAAUUGCACCAGUGGGAAAUUGAGAAUGGACCAGAGGAGAACGGAGAACAAUGUGAAAAACUAGUGCAGAUACUGAUAGCUGAUGAACCAGAACCAGGAAUGGAAAAUUUAUGGGAGAUUCCAAAUGAGAAGUUAAAACUUGAUACAUAAUGGAGAUCAUACUGUUGGGCAUCAUUAAACAAACACAUAUUCACUGUUAUGGACAUUAUAUCAGUGAUGGCAAGGAUCGGACCCCUGACUCAGGCUUGAAGUGGACUUGAUUCACUUUUUAUUCACAAGUGCUUGAAGUGACCUAGAAGUGACCUUGAAGUUAUCUAGGUGGAAUAACCUAGAAUUCUGCUAAAUUUGUACAAAGCCGACCCUACAAAUCGUGACAUGUCGUACGCACCUGUCACAGUAAAUGGUUGCAGGAGAGAAUCAGUGCGAUUUAGAGUUAUCUGCGUAAAGGAAUAAUUUUUAGUGCGAGUAUAAGCCAACUCCUUAGUUUGACAACUUUUUUUUUUGAGUUUCAAAAUCAGCUCAUAUGUGAGGAUAGAUGAAGACAGAGGGCAUGAGCUCAGAAAAUGGGUGCUUUGACCAUCAAAACACUCCCAAGUCAUUCUUUUAAUCCUUACUCUUGUAAAAAAAAAAGAAACGUUUUUUGGAACCCAAUGUGUAUUUUAUAAAAUCAUAGUAUCUCUCAAUUACUGCCCUAUCCAGAGUGAAAGAUGCAUAAGAGAGUUAAAAAAAAUCAUGACAAAAAUGUUUUCCAAUUGUAUUUUUGUUCUUAUCAUUCAUUUUAAUAAUCAUUGAGUAAUUCUUAUUGCAGUGAUAUGGACUGUCUUUGAAACGUAGUAAAUAGAAUUCAGUCGUUUAAAUAACUCUAAUUUUGAUUAUGCUAUGUGAAUCUGAUUCAUUAUCAAAUCAUGUAUAUGCCAGAUUUUAUGUGCAAAUGUUGUUGAAACCAUAUCGUCAUUAUUAACUAAUGAGUUAAUAAUUCUGAUAAUCCAUGACUUAUGUGUAAAGUGUGCUACGGUUAUCUCUCCAGAUUGAUUUGAAGAUGAUUGAUGCAAAUAUUUGUAGCUUUGGUUAAUUUUACAAUAUUUUCUAUUACCUGGUUUUCAAAAUGAAUAUCUUUUGAACUUUUUAAGUUGUAUAUCCAUUUAUGCAAUAUGACUUGUAGUUGGAGAUUUGGAAUCAACCAUUCUGACCCCAUGCCCUUGCCCAGAGUGUAACGAAUUGCGCCCACAAUGCUGAAUGUG
Molecule: messenger RNA, 2551 nt
Organism: Styela clava
Lineage: Eukaryota; Metazoa; Chordata; Ascidiacea; Stolidobranchia; Styelidae
Source: RefSeq, a predicted model, not a curated record